UGGAAUAUCAUCUGUUCCUGGAGACUUUUUUUUUGGGGGGGGGGGCAUUUCUUUAUUGCAAUUUCCACCUUAAUUUUUAGAAUUUUGGGUUGUUACUUGGACAUUUGGAAUUUGGGGUUGCUACUUGAUUGCUACUUGGACAUUUAAGGCUCCCAGACAAGCACAUUAGGAUGGCAUGGCUAAAACCACAAAACUUUCAGAUUCUGGAGCCAAGGAAGUGGUGGCAAAUCACCUUGGCAGUUUGCUUUUGAUCCCUUCUAAUCAGUCCUUAAGUGCCCAGCAGAGGAGAAGCAUGAAUUUCAGCAUUGUCCUUUUCACACUUGGAGUUUUGAUAGCUCACCAUAUAUCUGAGGCUGUAUUUCCCAUAAUUGUUGACUGUUGCACAGAAGUAGCCCAUCGCGUUCCCAGAAGAUGGCUCAGAAGAUCAGUGCUGAAGUUUGAUAUUCAGAAGGGUGGUGAUUUAUGCAAAAUACCUGCUGUGAUCCUUUACACCAAGCAACAAAAAACUAUGUGCAGAAGCACACAAAAUAAAAAAAGGGUGAGGGGGAUGAAACGAAUGUCCAAGAUUCACCAAAAGACUGGAAAUUUGUCAGGAAGAGAAAAAAAAGGCUCAAAGAAGAUGGAAAACCACAAGGAAACACCACCACACCAGAAUCUCCGAUCCUCCAGCGGCUUCAGAAGUCCUCCACGGAAGCCACCGCUGCCCACUUGGACCUCCGGCUCCUCCAGCGGCGUCCACAAGGACUUCUAA
Molecule: messenger RNA, 751 nt
Organism: Sceloporus undulatus (fence lizard)
Lineage: Eukaryota; Metazoa; Chordata; Lepidosauria; Squamata; Phrynosomatidae
Gene: CCL28
Product: C-C motif chemokine ligand 28
Biological process (GO): immune response
Cellular component (GO): extracellular region
Molecular function (GO): chemokine activity
Source: RefSeq, a predicted model, not a curated record